UAGAAGUGUUGAAGGGGGAACGAGAACACAUAGAAAGAGGACAACAAAUCAGGAGGGAGAAGGAGGAAAGACGGCUGGAGAUGGAAAGAAAACAGGAGAGGGCAAGACAACAAGAGGAGCAGGAUAGAAAACGAGAGAUUGAAAUCGCUAGACAGAAAGAAAUGUUGAGACUAAGAGAGGAGGAGAGGCAGAGAGAGGAUGAGAGAGAGGAGGAGAGAAAGAAAGCCAUUAAAUGCCAUUUAUCUUUAAUUAGAGAGAGACAAAAAAUAAUACAGGCACAAAAAAGAGAGGAGAUGGUGGAAGAGGAAAGAAGGGAGAUCCUUGAGUACAAGAGGGGUGACUUAGAGGAGGAGAAGGAAGAUGACAAGGAGGACAUUCUCCCACCUGAUAAAAGUAUCAGAAGGAGAGCCGUGGGCUGGGUAAACAAGAAGUGGGAGAAGAGGAACCUCAAAAAGAUCGAGAGAACCUGUCAGAGAGAAGCUGAGGAGGGCGAUAAGAUCGUCCACAUAGUCAUCCCUGGACCCAUAAGGCUAACCAUGACCCGGGCAGAGAGAGAGAGGGAGAAGAGGAAGGAGCUGCUGAAGGCUGAGGAGAGAAGGAAGAAGAUGGAGGAUUUCAAUAAGCAGUGGAGAGAGCGGUCCCUGCUUAAAAAACACACUCAUCAACAACUGAAGGAGGAGAGGGAGAGGAUGAAGGAAAAGUACCUGGAGCAGAUUAAUCUGGAGGCUGAUGAGCAAAUCCAGAAGUUCAGCACCCAGUACAUCACCCGGUGUCCAACCACCCAACACAGCCACGACUUCAACCAAGGUCAGGAAUUGCCGGGGUGGGCGACAGGCCAACAAGUAAGCCAAGAGCCUGUUGCAUCUGGAGAUGGCCAGCAGGAGGGGCCAAGGAGGCAACAGGCAUGGGCAGAGAACCAGGAGGGGAGUUCAGAGAACCAGCAGGAGGGGCCAGAGAACCAUCAGGGGGGGCCAGACAGCCAGCAGCUAGAAGCUCCAGAAGAGGCUGACACAUCAGAGCCAAUCUCCAACACAAAGACAAAGAAAAAGCCAAGCAUCUGGAAGAAAAUUAGGAUGAGCCUUCCUGAUGUGCUGUCUGCCUAGAGCUGGAACUCAAUGAAGCCACAGUUCCACUGAGGUUACGUUGGUAAUUAAAAGUGUCGCCCAAUAAUUCCUCCUCCUCUGUAAGUCAUCGAGCCACAUUUCCUCCUCAAAACAUUAUAUUCUCCUCAAGCCAGCAAGUAUCCUCUUUAUCAGGCAACAAACCAUGGAAGGUCAGUGACCCUCCUCCCAAGAACAGAGACUCUCAUCUGUAUCCUAGUUAAAUUCAUCUCUGCUUACCACCUCUACAGUCCUAGAAAAUAUCCCAAAAAUGGAAAUGGUUUCAACAGAAGUCCUCCCCUCAGACCAGUGGCUCCACAGACCAGAGUUUCUCAUCUUUAUUCUAGUUGAAUGCAACUCUGAUCAUUUCCACCACCUCUCCUGU
Messenger RNA from Oncorhynchus keta (chum salmon), 1485 nucleotides. RefSeq lists its product as uncharacterized. Bases 81 to 1103 code for a protein of 340 amino acids. The record is from RefSeq and is a predicted model, not a curated record. The transcript is spliced from 4 exons. Lineage: Eukaryota; Metazoa; Chordata; Actinopteri; Salmoniformes; Salmonidae.